GAGGGAUGCGGAAAGGCAUGCGGGGCAAUCUGCGCGCAUAUAGUGAGUUGUUGAAGCAAUGCCAAGAUGCAGACGCCCUUACGGACCUACCAUAUCUCACAUAUGUAGCGCGAAACGCUGGGAAUGACCAUUCGACACCAAUGAGUGACUCCCGGUGAUGGCAGCUAUGGGCAAGCGGUCCAGGCGAAAGCGCUUCGGCCCCACGGGGUUCGAAGAAUAUGGAGGCUACAUGAACGCGAAAAUUCAGAAGCUGGAGAACCAGUUUCUCAACAGUGCUCAAAACGAAAUCGACUCCAGUCAGGAGGAUCAGUCGUCAACUAUAUUCAAGGGAAUCAGUGUGUUCGUCAAUGGCUACACAAAUCCUACCGCGGAAGAAAUCAGGCGGAUAAUGAUGCUUCACGGUGGUACGUACCAGCAUUACUACAAGCGUAAACCCAAUUGCUACAUGAUUGCAACAAACCUUCCACCGGCGAAACUAUUAGACCUAAGAGACUACGUCGUCAAGCCAAAUUGGAUCUCUGACAGUGUACAAGCUGGGAAGCUGCUACCUGUUCAAGACUACCUUCUCUACACCCCAGAUUUGAAGAAUGGUCAGCAAAAGCUGAAUUUGGUGAGGUGUGAGCAACCAUCAACAUCAGCUGCCCCUUCACCAAGUUCCACGAGUCAAAACAACGACCAAGACAGCUGGCUAUCCUCCGAAAACAGUCAUGAUGAAGACGAACACACAGUAUGUCACACUGAGAACAGUGUUCACCACCCUCAGGAGAGUGUUGAUCACACCAGGAACAGUGUACACCACGCCGAGGACAGUGUUCACCAGGAAUCCAAGAAGGACAGCGUUGCAGCUCGCAAAGCGGGGGAUCCUGGAUUCCUCGAACAGUUUUAUGGGAGGUCACGACUGCAUCAUAUAUCAACGGCAAGCAUCAAGCUGAGAGACUAUGUUGCACAGAAGAGAGCUCUUAGCAAUGGUGCAUUUGAGGGCAUAGAAAAGUUGAAACAGUAUUUGGCUUCAAAAAGCUCGCGAGAGCAAGUGCCCAUUGGUGAAGAAAAAGUGAUCAUGCAUAUUGACAUGGACUGUUUUUUUGUUUCUGUUGGCCUGCGUACAAGGCCUCACCUAAAAGGAAAACCAGUAGCUGUUUGCCAUGGAAAAACAUCUCUUGCUUCCAUAAGCUCUGCGUCGUCGAACUCUCAAACAGAGCGCAGUGACCUAACGUCUUGUUCAGAAGUAGCAAGCUGUAGUUAUGAAGCAAGGAAAGCCGGUGUCAAGAGUCGUAUGUAUUUGGGACAGGCAAGAAAACUGUGUCCAGGACUAGUGGCAAUACCGUACGAUUUUGAAAGCUACGAUGAGGUCUCCAGGAUCUUGUAUGAUGUUGUAGCAAGUUUCACGUUGGACAUUGAAGCCAUCAGUUGUGACGAGAUGUUUGCGGACGUCACGAACGUUCUUCAGCAGGCCAGCUGCUCACCAAAUGAAUUCGCCGAAUUUUUGAGAAAAAAGAUUGAGGAGAAGACCCUAUGCACUGCAUCAGUGGGUUUAGGACCCAACAUGCUAGUGGCUAGGGUUGCCAAUCGGAUUGCCAAGCCAAACGGUCAUCAUUUUGUGGAUAGCAGCAACCUUCCAGCAUUCUUUGAGACCGUCAAUGUCAAGGACCUUCCAGGUGUUGGCUACAGGCUGCAGACGCAGCUGUCGGAGAUGGGUAUAGAGACAUGCAAGCAGCUCCAAGCACUACCACUGGAGACGCUGAAGGCCAAGUUUGGCGUCAAGACCUCAUCUCUGCUGUACAACUACGCUCGGGGCAUCGACAACCGGAGCCUGCAAUUCGACAAGCUGCGCAAGUCUGUGUCGGCGGAGGUCAACUACGGGAUUCGCUUCAAAGAGCCUACUGACAUGAUAAAGUUCAUAGGCCAGCUGUCUACCGAAGUUGAGAGGAGAUUACUGGAGGCUGGCGUUCAAGGUCGCACCAUUACAUUGAAAGUCAAGGUGCGACAGAAGGACGCCCCCGUGAACCCAUCCAAGUACAUGGGUCACGGUAUGUGCGACAAUCUAGCCAAGUCUUCCCACCUGCUGGCAGCGACUGCUAGCAAGGCCAUCAUUUCGAAGGAGUGCUACAGCCUGGCCAUGCAGAUGCACCUCGUUGCUUCCGACAUCCGAGGGGUGGGCAUUCAAGUUGGAAGGCUGGAGCCACUGCCUUCGGGGCAAGGUGGUGGCGUGAAGACCAUGCUGGACUUCCUGACGACAAGUAGGCCGCCCGAAAGCCACGGUGUAGCAGGGCCGAGCUCAGGAACAACGAACGGCAUGACGGAGUCGCUACCCAAGGCCGUCAGUCUUCCGGCGUUCUCAGAGAUCGAUCCAGCUGUGUUGGACAGCCUACCUCCUGACAUUAAAGAUGAAGUCCUCACCAUGUAUAGAGAAAGCCGGCGAAAUCCUUUGCGCUCAAAAGACACAGCAGCCGGCACUAGUGGUGUCGGCAGCACCAAAAGUUCAAACCACAAUCAUCGCGGGGCCUCAUCGUCAGCAGCGUCUACGAAGCCGAAAGCACAGCCCACGGGAAGGAGAAGAGGUCGGCCACCGAAAGGCAGCAUCAGCCCACAGAAAGCGCGUCUCUUGGCAUGCCACUCUCUAAAAGAGUACAUGACUAAGCCUGUACAGACAGCUGUAGAAACGUUUGAGUCCGUAAUUGACUCUGAAAAGAAAAUGGAGCAGGUGAAAGCUUUGCUGCAGCAAUGGAUUAACACAACCAAUGAUUCUGUUCUAAAUUCGGAUGUGAUAGCAUGGACUAACGUCCUGUGCAGCAUUGUCCAUGAGAGAAACUUGGAAAUGCUGGACGUUCUACUGAAGUUCUUCCACAGGACCGUCCAGAAAAAGGGGGCCCAGCUUUGGGAAGGCACGUACAUGAAAGUCGUCAACACUGUUCAAGGCGAGGUCCUUCAAGUGUUUGGGCACUUCAUGAAAGUGCCGAUAUUUUAGAAAAAAAAAGAAGAGGCAAUUUUACUACUGCUACACGCGCUGGCUGAAUUGUCUGCAGCCCCUUUUUUCUUUAUUUCUUUUUCCUUUUCUAGUUUUACACGCAUUUUGCACUGUUGCAGGCAUUUCAACAAAUGUUUCUGCAAGAACGGAAAAAAAAUGCUUGUUUUGAAAAGCCUAGUGUCGAAUAGAGAACUUGUUAUAACUUUACAACAAAAUAAUGUUUAAGCUUUCGUAUGUUCAUCUACUCUUUUUUUCCUUUUUUUGCACGCGCAUCCCCGAUGAAGUUUUAAAAGACAGUGUGUUUAGGAGAGAAAAAAAUCGCUGCUGCUGUUUAAAAACGGGUAUCCUUCAUCACACUUUUCAAUGCUGGUUGUUGACAGACUGAAUGAAGGUGAAAUGCGUGCUCCUCAAAGCAUUCCAAAGGCAUUCUACAGUUGCUUUAAUCUUCGAGGCUCAAGUCACUGACUGAAUAGCCGGAGUCUUUGAGCCAAUGUAACACAUCUGCUUACCACGUGUAGCAUUUUUCAGUGGUGGAAUCGAAAGUGUUUUCAUGACACGAGCCGGUGCAAAGUCAUUACUUUAAAGGCCAACUGCAACAAAAUUUCCCUUUGUCUAAACUUUUACAAGCAACUUGUACGAGUCAUACCAGAGCCCUUCUCUGGUCAUACUAACUAUUCUAAAUUACAACUAGGCUUGUGUGAAUAUUUUA
Rhipicephalus microplus (southern cattle tick) is the source of this 3674-nucleotide messenger RNA. It is a transcript of the gene Rev1, whose product is annotated as Rev1 DNA directed polymerase. Gene Ontology annotation, molecular function: deoxycytidyl transferase activity; DNA-directed DNA polymerase activity; damaged DNA binding. Lineage: Eukaryota; Metazoa; Arthropoda; Arachnida; Ixodida; Ixodidae. Gene Ontology annotation, cellular component: nucleus. Gene Ontology annotation, biological process: error-free translesion synthesis; error-prone translesion synthesis. The record is from RefSeq and is a predicted model, not a curated record.